Messenger RNA from Ictalurus punctatus (channel catfish), 6917 nucleotides. Its product is annotated as cardiac-enriched FHL2-interacting protein. Gene Ontology annotation, biological process: positive regulation of calcineurin-NFAT signaling cascade. Gene Ontology annotation, cellular component: Z disc. The record is from RefSeq and is a predicted model, not a curated record. The transcript has 3 exons. Lineage: Eukaryota; Metazoa; Chordata; Actinopteri; Siluriformes; Ictaluridae. Bases 512 to 6088 code for a protein of 1858 amino acids.
CGUCCAUCAUUUCAAACACACUGGGCUUGUCUUUGCCACGUAAAACUCUAAGGAGGGAAUGCAGCAGUGCUCCAGUUGUCCUAUUAUAGCCCUGCCUUCUUGCUUGGAAUAAGACUUGACACAAGAGCCAUUUGGUUGUCUCAGUUGCUGAGGGUAGAAGGCCAUCUGCCUUACUCCAUCUGAUCUGCCUUUGACACGGGCACUUGCAAAUAGUGAAAGAGCUCCAGAUUUAUUCGAAAUUCUAGCUGCUGACACAGCCCAAGAGGGAGUGAUGUGUUUAAAAUAUUAUAUUUGGACUUUCCCUGGUGUGAGAUAUAAAACCGAAGGCAGGAAUAACACAAAGGUGGCUCUGUAUGGAUGAUGUCUGAAUGAUCAUCUCUGGAAACCUUAACUCAUGUAUUUGUUGGAAAAUGGAAACCCAGACAAAAGGAAAAUCAUGAGGUAGUGGUGAAAUACUGGUGAUGGUCACAUAGGAUGUUAUGGACAUCAGACUGAAGUACGUGCAUUCACCAUGAGCUGCCCGGAGAAACAGCAUGUGAGCCAUAAAGCAAGCAUGCAGCACCCUUCUAACCUGGACAGCUUUAUGGAUGAGACAGACAGAGAGGUUAUGAACCUUACAGACAGAGCCUUUAAGAGUCUGUGCAUCGGUGAUGAGGCAAUCUACAAUGACUCAGAGAUUUUACCAUCUCCUGUAGACUGUCACAAGCCAGUAGCUGAAGAGAGAUCAAAAAAGCUUCGAGAGAACUCUACCUUGGAUGUUAAGAAACUUGGAGCUCACCGGCCCAAUGGUGUGUACAGCACGCCAUGGCUAAUGAAUAAAAACAGAUCAAAGGUGUCAUCACUUUUUGCUGCAUUUGCAGCUAAUAAUGACACAAAAAUGACAAACGGGGACUCAUGGGACAAAUCAGCACUGCUUAGCAUCCAAACAGAGCUAUCGGAGUUUUCUUCAGAUUAUCAAAACCACCUUAAGAGUCACCGUAAGCCCUCUGAGAAAGGGACUGUUAAAUCAAUCCAGGAUAUAUAUAAUUUGUCAGGAAAAUCAUCUAAAAAUCAGCAUAGCAAAUCCACGAAGCUGAGAAAACUGAAUUCCAAAAACUUUUUCCUUCACAGUGAAUUCAGCCCAUUCCAGUCCUGGGGAGACUUAAAUAGAUUUGGACUGGAAAACAUGGAGAUGUUUCCAUGCAAUAGCCCAGCUGGAUUGUAUGAUUCCCCACUUCACAAAAAACUGAACAAUUCAAACAGAUUACGUGUACCAGAGCCAAAUAAAAGAGAGACAAGCCAAAGCACCUCACCUCUGGAACCUCAGCAUAAAUCUAAACCUGAUUUAUCACAAUGCACAGCACAGAUUUUGAAAACUGUACCUCCAGUACCAGAAAAACAUUCUGAGCUAAAUUUCCUGAAACUGCCUGACAUUCAAAUUGAGACUCUUCAGCCACAAGUGCUGCAGACGUCCUCUGGAUCAUUUCAGAGGUGUCAGUCUGAAGGGGACCUUUCUGCUCCUUGGAGAAGAAGUCGAAACAGGGCAAAAGGUGUUGUUCGGCCACUUCUCAGCUCACCUGUCUGCGAAAGGUCAAACACUGGAGAGGAGGGUGCAAUACAAAGUAAAAAGGAGGUUAGAACAGUGGAAGAAACAACUUGCUUAAAUUCAACUCCGUUCAGUAUUUCACAGCUGUUGACUCCAAUCAUACCCUCCAGACAGGGUACAGGAACCUCAGAGAUACUGCAGCCUGUUCUCUCCCCCGCAGCCCUCGAUAUACCAGCACUCCAUGAGACAGAAAUUCGUCCAUCACCUGACAUCAAACGAGAAGGUUAUAAAUCCAAGGCAUCAAGUCUGUUGUUUAAUCUCAAGGACAACAGAAAACGCGUCAAAGCAACAUACAGCCCACCAAAGUUUAAAGGUUUAGAUCCAGCAGACCAAAAUAAACUGUCUCCUCUGAUUGAACAAGAUGUUACCAAAAAUGUUCUGGAAAGUCCAGAAAUCACAGAUUCUAAAACCACUAUUCAAAAAACCACCACGUUUCCAAUGAGUCCUGAGACUGCAGACAUACAAAGCACUCGAUCCAGCAGUCAUAUAAAUAGCACAUUGCCAGAUGACUUUUUGGGACUUAGUCUACUGCAAGCUGGAAAUAGAGGCUCACCUAUUAAGUCUUUGAAAUCAAAAAAGACUAUUUUGGACAAAGUUACGUAUCCAUCUUUAAAUUUGUACCGGAAAUCUAGUUCAGUAGAACUGAAUACUAAAAACACGCCAAUGGAUGUCCCUGGUUCUCAUUCCAUGGUGAAUAAAAGUGCAGAACAGAAGUUCUGCACAGAACAUUUUCCAGAGAAGGAUAGUAAGGAACUGCAAAGAAAACAUCAUUUGACUAAACCAGAAUUAAACAAUGCAAAGCAUGAUUAUACCCACCUGAACCAUGUUGAGACCUCAGACAAGGUGCCGACUGAGAAAACAGAUUCUGUAGCUCUGAAGGAAAACUAUUCUCCUACAGUUUUAAAAAAGCACAGUGCACAACAAGAUACACUGACACCUUCAGGUAGUAGGAAUCAAGACAGAUUGAAUACAGGAAGAAUAUUUAAGGCAGAGGAAAGACCUAUCAAAUCUAAUGAAUGUCACAGAAAAGAAACAAAACCUAAGCAUGUAUUUUCUGCAAGACUAAACAACUACAUUAAAAACCAGAGAUAUGUGAAUGUAAAUGAUGAUAAUGAUGAUAAUGAAUGUGAAUAUUGGCAAGAGAAUGUAAUUUCUGCAGGAAAAGAUGAGCUGAGAAAGAGAGAACUGAAUAUAGAUGUGCAUAAAGGAAAAGUGUGGAUGGAAAAUAUGGAUGAUCCAUCUACCAAAGAAAGUGUUACAAAUGAUAAUAAUAGCAUACCCACAAAGAAUGGUCUGGGUAUAUGCACUGAACAAGGAUUAGCCAAAAAUGAUGCUUUAUCUAUGAAAGGAAACACAUCAGCAAAAAUAGCACUGUUCACUUUAAAGGAACAGCCAUUGAAUACAGUCCCAGGCUCAAAGAAAAAGAACAUAGUAAAGGAUAAGUAUGAGCUAGCCACAGUGGCUUUGGAGAAAAGUAUUGCUGAAAGAGAAAAAAGAAAACAGCAAAGUGAUAGACAAAGCGGACAGGAUUUACCCAUAAAUGGAGACCACAAUCAAGAGAGUAUGCUAGCAUCGAGUCAGAAAGAAACAUCAGACUGGCGAGGUCAGAAGGCCAUUUCUGAUUUUACACCAACUAGCCAAAAUGUUCAAAGCAUGUCAGACAUAGACACCAAUCAUGGUGCAUGUCACGUGCCUGAGGUAAAAUUAGCUGAACCUUAUAAGCAGGAAGGUGCUGUAAAGCACAGUCCAAAUAGAUUGAUAUAUACAGAUAGGGACGGAUCUGACAGACACGGUCAACAAGGUGACACAAGCAAUAUCAAGUCAAUGGCUAAUGUAACUGAACUUAAAGAAAUAGUGUGCAUGUCUAAAAAUAUAAGUCUCGGUCAAGAAACCUUAAUAGUCCAGGACUAUAUUGACAAUAAGCUCAUUAAAGUUGGUGAAGAUGAGUCAUCUAUUCAGAAAAAACCCGAGGCUCCUCCUAGAAGAGAAAGUGCAAAUUCCCAAAGUGAAGACAGUACAAUGAAUGAAAGACAAAGAAAGGAAGACGUAGGGAGUGUUGAGAGAACAGUUAAACCUGAAGAAUUUCUUUGCACAGAAGUCGAGAAAUCUAAUCUACCAAAGGAUAAAGGGCCAGUAAAAGGCCAUGUAUUAUCACUUAUGGAAACAUUCAAUAGAGAACAAGUAGUGCUAAGUUUAAAUGUCCAAGAAUGUUUGAGUCAAGGAGACAGUCUCAUGGUCUACCCUGGAAAUGACUUGCUAAAACAAAAAGCAUUUUCAGCAAAGGAUAUAAUGGGUUCUCCUGAAGUUGAAGGAAUUUUAACAAAACAUAUUCACAAAGCAAGAGAGGCAGAUUCAGACAACAAGAAACUACCUGAUAAAGAUUCAAAAGAGACAAAGCUGGCAAUGGAAAAUGAAGAAUAUCUGCGUGGAGAAAUUUCUGAUAAACAGGGCAUGCAAACUGUUAACAAAGAUGUCAAAAGAAAUGAAGAGGACAACACAGAUGUGUCUAAAACAGAGAAUGAAAGUGCCUCUGAUGUUUUGAGAAAAACAGGCAGCCAAACCGAACCCAUAUGUCACGGUGAAAGCUCUGUCGAAGAGUAUUUAACUGACCAUUUUGGGAAUUCUCAUGAGCCUGAUAAUAAAUCUGAGAAGACACCAACCUCGUAUUUGUUAAACCCUGAUGAUGUUCCAAUGGAAAGGAUAACUCUUUAUGAUAUUCUUGAUCAAGUUGAACCUUCAUCGUUGGUAGAUGUUAAACAAUUGGAACAAGGCAAUCUGGUUUCCAAACCAUCCGAGGACUCCUUUUCACAUAAAACACCAUCACCAUGUCUGAAUAAAGGUGAAGAAAAAAAUUGUGAGAAUUUAGACACAUUUAGUUCCAAUAGCAACCCUGAAAAUAAACCACAUAACUCAGACGUGGCAGUUCCUUCUUCAAAGGAUGUGGAAAAAGGUGGAUGGGUGCACUGUUUGAUAGACUCAGCUCGUAAUCUAACACCAACAUGCCAGUCCAAUGCCUCUUCUCCCACACUAGGAAAACCUGCUUUAUUUAAAGUGAAAGACAACACAUUUAGUGCAUCCCCUGUUACCAAAACAGUAAGACCCAUACUCCAUAAAACUGUUGCUGGAGUUACACAGCCAUGGUCUCCUAGGGAAAGCUUAAGUGGGUCUGAAAGGGGUGAAGAAGAUCCAGACCUUUUCAAGGACGUUGUGGACGUGCAAAUUCCAACUCUGCCUUCCACACCUGUCCGAAUCACCCAGCCAAACCAGUCAUCAAAACAGGUUGCACCCCCUACAUAUUCUCAAUCCACCACAGACCAGGAGAGAAAAGGGCUGAUGGAUAGUUCCACAGUACCAGAAGAAGAGGAGUGGCAAUUGGCUAAAAGCUCAGUUUCAGAGGGAAUAGAAAGUUAUGAAACGUGUGCAGAAGACACUGUGGAGGAGCUUGCAUUCAGCACUGCACCUACAGAAAGCAUAGAGGGACUGAAGGCACCAAGUGAAAGAUCUGAAUCAGUCUGUAGUGGCAUUGAAAAUCAGCUUCAGGGCAAGCCACCUGCUGUGCCUCCAAAAACAGAGAAAGCCCUGCGUCGUGCCAUGAAGCUGACCACAAAGAGGAUCCAGAAAGCUGAAGCUAAAAGUAAAUCAGAACGUGGCCGGAGCAGUGAGAAGGGUUCCUGUCAGAAACGUGAGAGGAGGCACCAAAGUAGUGACAGGGUUCUCAGUGACCGAUCAUACCAACAAGAACAUAGUAUUGACAGAGGUUGCAGUAAUCAAAGCACUGGGGGAAACUGCAAUGAGACAUCUAUUCCAAAGAGUCACACAAGUGAGAGAGAUGCCACACAGCAUGAUAAACCAAACAGCCAUAGGAAGGAGAAAGAUACUGCUAGGAAACUAAAGCAUGGAUGUCAGAGCAGUCUAAUCAAUGUGGAUGGUGAUGCAAAGAGCUGUGUGGCUGAAAAGCAAAAAGCAAAACAAUCACAACACAAAGAUCAGUUUGAUACCCAGAAUAUAAAUGUUGACUGUGAAAGAUUGGGACGUACCAGUGAGAAAUACCUACCACACAAGCUGUACCGCAGGGCUCAUAGUUUAGACAGAUUUUCAAGUGGCAAACAUGAGCAUAAGUUACUUAGCUCUGAUGAUUCUGUCUCUAAAACCAAUACUGAGACAUUAAAGAAUCUGGCCACUGCACAGACAGCACCAAUGCGACGAAAGAGCAUCGAGCAUACUUAUGGCUCUCCAGCAAACAACAUUGUACCACAGUCUUUCCCAAUGACCCAAAGGAAGCUUCUGCAGGAUCUCGAUUCUGGACAGUAUUUUGUAGUGGACAUGCCAGUGCAAGUCAAGACGAAAACCUUCUUUGAUCCAGAGACAGGAAGCUAUGUCCAACUGCCAAUUCAGUCAAUUGAAGGGUCUGUACCACGGGCACAAUCUGUAGAAGUUGUGAACGCACCUCCACUUAUGCUAUAUCAUGGCUUUGUUCCAGUGCCUGUCUCAUCCUUACCAUAACUGAAAUCCACUGUUAAAGCAGGCUCUGUUGUUGUGGCUGCUUACUUUGACUUACUGUAUUUCAAGCCAGUGAGAUAUAAUAGCAUGAUGCCUUUCACGAAAAGCACAAAAGAGAGAGUCAGCCCUACACAUGAGCUGUGCGUGUAUUAAAAGAGCACUUUUUGUUAAACAUAAUCAGUAUUCGAUUGUGUUAGAUUAAAACAGAUGAAAAUAAGUAGAAUUACCUUAUAGACCAAUAAAUGGUCUUGGAAUUAAGGGAGUCUGAAUUCAGGCGUUAGUAUUUUUGUCCUAUAUGAAUAUACAUGUUUUAUACAUGUUUUGCUCCAAACUCUAAAAUACUCUAGUUUCCUUCCUGCCUUUGGUAUUGGCCUUUGGGAUUUUCUAAUGAUUAUGUAUUUUGUGAUGUUUGACUGGGUUAUCAUGUUAUUACAAGAAUGUCUAAAAGUAGUGAUUUUUCCCAGUGAUUGGUGCAAGUGUAUUUAAAAAAAUAAUAAUGUUCACAUUCUUUGCCAUAUUUACUUUUGCAGAGGACAAGAUGCACUGAUUAAAUAAAGAAAGGUAAAAGUCGCAGUAUGUCUUAAAUGGCACAUUUAAAGGUUAAGUUGGACAUUAACUAUGUAUUUGGUGUAUUUAUGUAAUAUUGUGUGUAUUUUGAAAUGAUUGACUGAUUGAUUUUUUUUGGCUGUUGCCAGGCUGUGUUGCUGGCCUCAUUAAAUGUGAACCAUUCCAAUAAAAAAUCUCAAGAAAUGUCUAAUAUUUCAUAUUAAGUAAGGAUGGUCAGCUUUAAGUGACUGGUCUAAAUAAACCCCUGUUUAGGUCAUUCACCGUC